CCUCCCUCUUCCCUUCCUCACAUUCUCCCGGGAUCACCGUGAUGCAAGGUAAACAGCCGAGAGGAGAGCACGUCGACUCCACAGCCGCUUUCUCCAGAAUCGUUGGACAGGAAUUUGGGCUUCGGGAGAAAUGUUCGCGAGACUGAAAUCGAGCCUGAUCUCCAUUUUGCAGCCAUCAUUUAGCCGGGUGAUGUCACCUCGUACGAGUGAUGCGGGGUGCUCGCCUGGUUCGUCUGGGGUUGGUAGCACUCAGCAUGCGUCUUAGCUUGGGCUUCGACGAGAGGAGUUUCUCCAAAGCGUGUAUAAGUCUUUCACCUAACCUCCGAAGCCGAUAUCGACUGCUCCGCUACAGAGGCGUUCCUGUACCACAUAGUACCUCAGACAUCUGUGAACAUGGUUUUGUCUCGUGCGGCUUCGGCCUCAUGGUUGAUGGCACUUGCAUGCUCUUCUCUAGUUUUCGCUGGACGAGCACAGGACUCGAAUUCGACAUUCUACAAUCCUAUUAUCCCCGGAUUCCACCCCGAUCCAAGCUGCAUAUUCGUCUCUGAACAGAACGACACCUUCUUCUGCGCUUCAUCGAGUUUCAACGCCUUCCCGGGUAUCCCGCUCCACGCCAGCAAGGACCUGCACAACUGGAAGUUGAUUGGACACGUAUUGAACCGUAAGGAGCAGCUGCCACGACUCGCUGAGACCAACCGCUCUACGAGUGGCAUCUGGGCGCCGACAUUACGUUACCAUGACAAGGCUUUCUGGGUCGUUACGACCCUCGUGGACGACGAGAAGGACGCGGCUGAUGUAUCGAGAUGGGACAAUAUCAUCUUCAAAGCCAAGGACCCAUACGAUUUGAAAUCAUGGUCCGACGCUGUUCACUUUGAGUUCGAGGGCUACGACACAGAGCCUUUUUGGGAUGACGAUGGAAAGACUUAUCUGAAUGGAGCCCAUGCCUGGAAGGUGGGUCCCUGGAUACAACAGACAGAGGCCAAUCUCGACACGGGAGAAGUUGGAGAAUGGAAGACCAUCUGGAACGGAACCGGUGGCAUGGCACCGGAAGGACCGCACAUUUAUCGCAAAGAUGGCUGGUACUAUCUAUUGGCUGCCGAAGGCGGCACUGGGCUCGGCCACAUGGUCACAAUGGCCCGUUCCAACAACAUCGACGGCCCCUACGAGUCAAACCCAGCAAACCCGAUCCUUACUAACGCCAACACGACCGAUUACUUCCAGACGGUUGGACAUGCCGACCUGUUCCAAGAUCAUUCCGGCAACUGGUGGAGCGUCGCACUCGCCACGAGAUCUGGUCCCCAGUGGCUUCAUUUCCCCAUGGUGCGGGAAACCGUCUUGACCGCUGCCACGUGGAAUCAAGGGGAGUGGCCGUAUUUGACUCCUGUUGCGGGUAAAAUGAGUGGUUGGAAAAUGCCUGCAGAGAACCUGGAAGUGAAAGGCCCGGGCCCUUGGGUUUCGCUGGGAGACGUCGAAGGUGAUGUGAUCAACUUCGCUCCAAACUCGACUGUCCCAGCUCACUUCACGCACUGGCGCUAUCCCAUUGAGAGUUCGUAUGCUGUCUCGCCCCCUGAACAUCCCAACAGCCUACGUCUGACACCGUCGAAACUAAACCUCACAGCCCUCAAUGGCAACUACGCGGGCGCGGAAGGGCAGACGUUUGUCGGGAGACGUCAACAGGACACUCUCUUUAGCUACAGUGUGGAUGUCGACUUUAAGCCGACCGAGGUGGAAGAGGAGACAGGUGUAUCGGUGUUUCUCACACAAAACCACCACUUUGACUUGGGCGUGGUCUUGCUGCCGGCGAGCGCUAGCACACAGGCGUUUCCCGGACAGAACUUGACCAUAGUCAAGGACCCGGACGAGCUAAAGCUUCAUCUCAGGUUCCGUGGCGAGUCGUAUGCCCCUAUUCCCGCCAACAUCGUGGCACCUGUGCCGGAGGGGUGGGUUGGCACGCCGCUCCAACUGGAGAUCAAGGCAUUCAACAUGACACAUUACGCGUUUUCCUGCGGCCCCGCCGGAGCAGCUUCACGCAUGGAGACACUUUUGCAUGCAUCCAAUGCCGCUCUGAGCUGGGGAUUUACUGGGGUAUUCCUGAGUGUCUACGCAACUAGCAACGGUGGGCCGGGAACCACACCUGCGUAUAUAUCAAACUGGAAAUUCACUCCUCAGGGGCAACUCAGAGACUGACACUCUUUGGCUCCGCAACCCAUCAGCUUGGAAACCUUGCAAACUCCUGGCGAAACUGGCUAUCUGGGGUCGUUGUGCCCAGGCAACAACCCAUUACGGAACACGAGCCUUGGGUUUUCCGCCAUGGCCCGAGUUGCGAUGCCAGGGCUUGUGUGGUAGUACAGCAUACUCAACACCACUGACCCGCAUCCGUCCUGUACGACUUGUGCCCAAGAGAAUAUCAUCUCCACAUCAUGAUUAUC
Molecule: messenger RNA, 2429 nt
Organism: Colletotrichum destructivum
Lineage: Eukaryota; Fungi; Ascomycota; Sordariomycetes; Glomerellales; Glomerellaceae
Product: Putative glycoside hydrolase, family 43, concanavalin A-like lectin/glucanase domain superfamily
Exons: 11
Coding region: 394-2187 (597 amino acids)
Biological process (GO): carbohydrate metabolic process
Molecular function (GO): hydrolase activity, hydrolyzing O-glycosyl compounds
Source: RefSeq, a predicted model, not a curated record